This is a messenger RNA of Serendipita indica DSM 11827, 1545 nucleotides long. The record is from the annotation of a GenBank genome assembly. NCBI's taxonomy places the organism in Eukaryota, Fungi, Basidiomycota, Agaricomycetes, Sebacinales, Serendipitaceae.
AUGUCUGUGUGUCUACGCAGGGCAGUGCCGUCUCCCAAACACAUUCCAACAAAGAUACUUUCGAGAAACGCAUCUAGUUCCACAAACCAUGAUCAUAUUGUUGUCCUGGGAGCCGGUAUUUCUGGCCUGACGGCCGCUUUCCAUCUUCGACGUCGUUUCCCAGACAUCCGAAUCACCGUGCUAGACGAGCAAAACAGAGCAGGCGGGUGGAUACAGUCCGAUACAGUCGACUUGGGACCAAAAUAUGGCCGUGUUCUGCUCGAGGCAGGACCGAGGACAUUGCGACCUGUUUCGAGACCACUACUGGAGCUGGUCCACCUUCUCAACCUCGAGUCCGAGCUGAUCAUCACGCCAAAGUCUGCACCCGCAGCCACAAAGCGAUUUUUGUGCCUCUCAAAGCCUGAUGGACAAGGUCUCAAAGCACUCCCUUCCUCGCCCCUCAACAUGUUCUUCUCUCCAUUCUUCUUUACAUUGCUGCGUGCCGUUCUUACCGAACGUUAUUGGCCCCCGAACCGCACGCAACCCAUCCCAGUAGACGAGGAAAAGAAGGCCAGCCUUUCACAAAGCAUGAAAGUAUAUGAUGACGAGUCCGUCGACUCAUUUCUCACCAGACGGUUCGGUCCAAAAGUCGCUCGACUCUUUGGAAGUGCCCUGGUUCAUGGCAUCUACGCCGGGGACUCUAGGAGAUUGAGCGUUCGUGCCGCGUUUCCAUCGCUGUGGGACGCCGAAGACAGAGGAAAGGGAAGUGUCAUCACGGGUAUUGUGCGAACGCCUAAAGCCGCAAAGAACAACGAUGAAUUGGAGGUUGGAAAUCUUCCUACAAUCAUGUCCAACGCCUCCGCUCUUGCCGCUUCCAACGUCUCCUUGUCACUCAAAAGUAGAGUGGUCAAUUUGCGAGCUCUAGAAAGCGGUGUAAAGGUACAGCUGGAGGGCGCUGAAUUUAUCGAAGCGUCCCAUGUUGUCUCCGCAUUGCCACUUCCGCGACUUGAUACAUUACUACCAACAAAUCAACGUCUACCCCAUCUGUCAUUCAACCCACGGUCAAAUGUCAAAGUCAUCAAUCUCGUGUUUCCAUGCAAACCCACCGACAUCCACCCAGAAGGGUUUGGCUUCCUCAUACCACGUCCAGCAGACGGGUAUGAUAAUGCUCUUUCGAACAUUCUGGGUGUCGUAUUCGACUCUUGCGCCCUCGCAGCUCAGGACCAGCCCGGCCAAAACCCAAUCACCAAGCUGACGCUCAUGUGCGGCGGACCUUAUGCGACAUCUGUCACAGAAGUCUCAUUGGAUAAUCUCAUCGACCAACUUUUCAGUCACCUGAGCCGCCCAAGAAUGGAGCCCAUCCACGUGCGAGAGCAUGACCAAAAAGAAUGCAUUCCACUCCCACUUGUGGGGCACCUAGAACGGAUGAAAAUGACAAGGCGAAUAGCCUCUGAGGCGCCGUGGAACGGUCGUUUGCAAAUAAUUGGGGCAGAUGUUGAUGGAGCGGGUAUCGCAGAUUGUGUAAAGGCAGGAAGGGUGGCAGCGUUUGAGCUUGCAAGAGGCUAG